This is a messenger RNA of Cyphellophora attinorum, 1257 nucleotides long. RefSeq lists its product as uncharacterized. NCBI's taxonomy places the organism in Eukaryota, Fungi, Ascomycota, Eurotiomycetes, Chaetothyriales, Cyphellophoraceae. The record is from RefSeq and is a predicted model, not a curated record. Bases 1 to 1257 code for a protein of 418 amino acids. Gene Ontology annotation, molecular function: 5-methyltetrahydropteroyltriglutamate-homocysteine S-methyltransferase activity; zinc ion binding. The transcript has 4 exons.
AUGACUUCCAAAUUGCAUCGAGGCCCGCCUUUCCGUGCCGAGCAUCUAGGAUCACUCCUUCGCACGGAAAAGCUACUUGAAGCUCGUCACGACUGGGAAGGUGGGAAGGGAACAGAGGCUGAUCUGAAGCCGAUCGAAGACCACGAUGUGAAGGAGAUUGUCAAGAUCCAGCAGGAUCUGAACUUUCAUGCCCUCACUGAUGGAGAAUACCGCCGGCAUAUGUUCUGGGGAUCUUUCUGGCCCGGUCUAGAGGGUAUGACAGAGGUCGCCGAGCCCGAUCCAGCGAUCUUUCGCAUGUACAUUCCUGAUAUUGCCGCAUUCACAGAGGCAGGCUACAAGCCAGGGGAGACCGUUAUCUGUACAGGCAAGAUCAAGCAUAAGGGAAGCACAUACACUGAUCAAUUCGACUUCUUGAAGAGUCUGGUUCCCGGGGACGAGGUCAAGAACAUCAAACUGACCCUCGCCGCCCCCAACUGGUACCACCUGAGAUACAAGCAAGGCCAAGCUUACCCCUCAGAUGUCUACAGCAGCGACGAUGAAUACUUCGCCGACAUCGCAACUGCUUAUCAGGAUGAGUUGAAGAUCCUGUACGAUCAUGGACUCCGAAACGUUCAAUUCGAUGAUCCCAACCUGGCUUAUUUCUGCUCGGAAGCCAUGCUCGAGGGCUGGCAAAAGGACAAGGACAAUAUUUACAGCGCCGACGAGCUGCUUCAGAAGUAUAUCCAUGUCUACAACCGGGCCGUCGCAAGAUUCCAAGCGACAUGCAUGUUGGUAUCCAUCUCUGUCGCGGCAACUUCGUUAACUCCAGGCACUUCUCAGAGGGUGAGCAUGUUCUUCCACGUAUCCUCAGACCAGCUGACACCCCCUCUAGGCGGCUACGAUCGCAUCGCAACCAAGCUCUUCCAAGAACUUAACAUGCACACUUACUAUCUGGAGUACGAUACACCCAGAGCCGGUGGCUUCGAACCCCUGCAAUACCUGCCCAAGGACAAAAAUGUCAUUCUCGGCGUCAUCACUUCGAAGUUCCCGAAGAUGGAAGAUGAGGCCGAGAUGGAAGCGCGCGUACGUGAGGCGGUCAAGUGGAUGGUCAAGGGCAGUGGCGAAACUGAAGAGGAAGCAUUGAACCGUUGCGGCGUGAGUCCUCAGUGCGGCUUUGCUAGCCAUAGCAGUGGGAACUCGGUCACGCGCGACGAUAUGGUUGCAAAGUUGAAGCUGGUUCGGCGUGUGGCGGAUCGAAUCUGGCCUGGACAGCCGUAA